AUGUCGUCGACGGACGCCCGGAGAGACUGUUGCUACGAACACUGCGACGACCGGCUGUGCGUGCGGAACGCGUCGAUGUGCGUCGCGGGCGGCGACGCGGACGUCGGACCGUCGGACCGCGGUGGCGGCGGCGCGGUGUACGGCGACCAGAGGCCGGUGUGCCUGGAGGACGUGCCGUUGUCCGACGACGAUUUUGAAUGUUUCGACUUCGACGACGCGGACAGCGGCGGCACGAGGACGACGGCCCGGACCGCCGUCGGGCUGUUGGCGGUCGCGGCGGUGUCUUGGUGUCUCGCGCGGACGGCGCUGUCGGCGGCCGCGGUCACGUAG
Molecule: messenger RNA, 330 nt
Organism: Cinara cedri
Lineage: Eukaryota; Metazoa; Arthropoda; Insecta; Hemiptera; Aphididae
Source: the annotation of a GenBank genome assembly